AUGUCCUGCCAGGGGAUACGGAAAUGUCAGUGCCUGUUCCUCACCAUCCACAGGCAGAACAAGCGGUGUUUCUGCAAAGCCAAGGAAGGCGUUUCUCCAGCGGGGCCGCGUCGGGCAUUGUCUGGUGCGCCGAGGAAGGCCGCGAACUACAUCUCCCAGGCGCCCCGCGCCCCGUUCCGCGCCCCGCGCCCCGCGCCCCCGCCCGCGCGGCUCCUGCUGUGGUGCCGGAGCGGCCUCGGCUCGGUCCGGAGCCAGCCGGAGUCACAAUUCGAAUCGGGCGUGGGAAGCCCGGGGGACCACGCGGCCAACCCUGGGCGGACCUGCGCGCCGGAGACGGCGUCCCCGGGAGCCCCCAAACGCUACCCCGCGCGGCCGCCCGUGGCACUGCAGAGGCCUGCAGGUGGGGAGGCGCAGUGGCGGCCGGGGCGACGGCCUAAGCACCACACUGCUGCUGCGAGACUUUGGGGGAUCCCCACUCCCCUCCCAGGAUCCUUCCCACUCCCCUCCCAGGAUCCUUCCCACUCCCCUCCCAGGAUCCUUCCCACUCCCCUCCCAGGAUCCUUCCCACUCCCCUCCCAGGAUCCUUCCCACUCUCCUCCCAGGAUCCUUCCCACUCCCCUCCCAGGAUCCUUCCCACUCCCCUCCCAGGAUCCUUCCCACUCCCGAGACUGCUUCUUCUGCCCCCUUGAUUCCACGCGCCUCAGAGACCCUCCCUCUGCCGUCCCGCGAAGGGCGCGCCCCUCCCCUUGCAAGGUGGGUUUCACAUGCGCUCCCGCCGCACGCACCCUCCUCUGCCCCAGGGUUUCCUGCAGGGCCCUCGUGGUUUGGCGCUGCCCAUGCAUUGCGGGAUCCCGAGCAGCACAGCACCCCCGCCUCUACCCACCAGGCACCAGUGGAACACUCCUGUAGCCCCAGCUACUCAGGAGGCCGAGGCAAGAGGAUUGCUUGGGUCAAGGAGUUCAAGACCAGCCCUGGGCAACAUACCAAGACUGUUUCUCUACAAAAACUUAAAAAAAAAAAAAAAAAAGGCCGGGUGUGGUGGGAUGCACCUGCAGUCCCAGCUACCCAGGAGGCCCAAGUCAGGGGAUCACUUGAGUCCAGUAGUUCAAAACCAGCCUGGGCAACAUAGCAAGUCUGCCCCCUGCGGCCCCAACCACCAAAAAAAAAAAAAAAAAAAAAAAAGAAAGAAAAACAAACCAAA
Messenger RNA from Symphalangus syndactylus (siamang), 1201 nucleotides. RefSeq lists its product as uncharacterized. NCBI's taxonomy places the organism in Eukaryota, Metazoa, Chordata, Mammalia, Primates, Hylobatidae. The record is from RefSeq and is a predicted model, not a curated record.